This is a messenger RNA of Lactuca saligna, 2061 nucleotides long. Lineage: Eukaryota; Viridiplantae; Streptophyta; Magnoliopsida; Asterales; Asteraceae. The record is from the annotation of a GenBank genome assembly.
GAAGUGUUCUAUUUGGUCACGUCUCGUAAUAUAUAUAAAGGCAGAAACACAUACACUUUCUCCUCCAGUCCUCCACCUCAAAUGAUUUCACCUUUCCUCUAAUACAAACAAAAAAACACUACAGAAAGUCAGAAAUCAACAGAACAAAGAUGGAGGUUUAUGAAGAUGAAGAUAUAGUGAUUGUUGGUGCUGGGUUAGCUGGUCUCACAACUGCCUUGUCUCUUCACAGAUUGGGUUUGAAGAGCUUGGUGUUGGAGUCAUCAGAGAGCUUGCGAAUUACCGGAUUCGCCCUUACACUAUGGACCAAUGCUUGGAAGGCACUCGAUGCGGUUGGAAUCGGGGAUUCCCUCAGACAAAAGUCUACCCAAAUGAAAGGAUUCAAGAUCGCAUCUCCUGAUACUGGUCUUUUUACUUCACAGCAAGCUCUCGACAAAGAUGGAAAAUUCAAAGGUUAUGAAAGCCGAUGUGUUAAGAGAAAGGAUUUAAUGGAGACAUUAGUCAAGGAGCUUCCACCAGGCACCAUUAGAUACUCUUCCAAGGUCGUCACCAUUGAUGAACACGAUCGCUUCAAGCUCGUGCACUUAGCCGAUGGCACCAUUCUCAAAACCAAAGUCUUGAUUGGAUGCGAUGGAGUUAACUCAGUGGUGGCAAAAUGGUUGGGUCUCGGGUCACCCGUAAGUGUGGGGAGGUCAGCUAUUCGGGGCUUGGUUGAGUUCCCAAAUGGGUCGGGUUUUGAUCCUAUGUUUCAUGUCAACUUUGGAGGUGGUGUACGCUAUGGUUUUCUUCCCGUUGAUGACAAGACUGUCUACUGGUUUUGCACCUUCACCCCAUCUCAAGUUCCAUCUUAUGAAGAAGAUUGGUAUGAAAACCCUAUAAAAAUGAAGCAAUUUGUAUUGAGUCGGAUCAACAAGAUGCCUCAAGAAGCGCAAGACGUGGUGGAAAGAACAUUGAUAACUAGCAUAUCUUUGUCGCCAUUAAAGUUCAGAUUACCAUGGAAUGUUUUAUUUGGAGACAUAGUGAAAGACAAUGUUUGUGUAGCUGGGGAUGCCCUUCAUCCGAUGACUCCUGAUAUAGGUCAAGGUGGGUGUUCAUCAUUAGAAGACUCGGUGGUCCUUGGAAGAUGUAUUGGGGAGGCUCUUUUGAAAAAAGUUGAUGGAAAAGAUGAUGAGUUUGAGAGGAUUGAAAAGGGGUUGAAGAAAUAUGGAAAGGAAAGGAGGUGGAGAAGUUUUAGUUUGAUUAGUGUUGCUUAUUGUGUGGGGUUUAUGCAAGAGAGUAAGGGUAUAAUGAUGAGUUUCUUGAGGAAAGUGUGGUUUUCAAAAUAUACACCUAGUGCUUUUCUUAAGAUGGCUAAUUUUGAUUGUGGGGAUCUUGUAAUAUGAAUCAAGAAAUGGAGCUUUUAAAGCAGCCUGUCCUGCUGUGAAACCCCCAGCCCUGAAGCCCAGAAGAGGGGAUACCCCUGUAAGGUCCACACAUGCAUGUUUUUCCCCGACCCAUCCAAAAAUCAAUGUUAGUCGGUUUGAGGGUUGACAUUCCUUCUGUCGGGUCAGUCAAGAAAUUAACAUGUGCUUCUUUCUUAGCAGAAACUCUAGCACGCUUAAAUGUGUCAAACAAAACAUCCCUAACCAUAUCGUGCCUGUAUUUGAACCCCGGAAGCAUGAUCGGUUUAGAGCAGGGGCACCAUGUACAGCUGUACAGGGCCUAAAAUUUUUAGGGGCCCGUUCUUUUAAUUUUUUUUUAAACUAUACACUUAUAGCCUACAGGUUGGCCCAAGGGUGAAGGAAUGAAAAUUUGUAGACCACCCACAAGACGCACUGCCAAAAGUGAGAAGAUGCACAAAGAAAAAUAUAAUGAAUAACAACCAUCUCUGUGAUUUACGUUCAGGCUUAACGAUUCAGAAAUCAGAAUCAGUAACCAUAGUGUGAUUUUCUGGUAAAAGCAUGACUUUCUAGUAAAUGCCUGAUUUCUACUUUUCUUUUUGUUCAAAGCCUUGAAUCGGAAUUGGAUUUUUCCGAUUUGUCCCAGAAAUCCGAAAUUUUACAUACCAGAUUAUGUUUAUUGCUU